Molecule: messenger RNA, 815 nt
Organism: Bombus terrestris (buff-tailed bumblebee)
Lineage: Eukaryota; Metazoa; Arthropoda; Insecta; Hymenoptera; Apidae
Exons: 2
Coding region: 38-664 (208 amino acids)
Source: RefSeq, a predicted model, not a curated record
UCAUCCAGUAAAGAAGAACAAAGUACUCAUAAACAAGAUGUGGUUCGUUUCAACGAAUUACAAAAGGAUACAAGUACACGCGAUAAUUUUUAAAGUCUAUAUCAAAGGGGAAAUAUUAAUCGACUCAAAAACAUUCAUUUUAUCUAGAGCAGAUUGGAACAAAGAAGAAACUUCGACGUUAGAGGCAGAUGAAGAAGCGGAGGAUCGUGGAUUAACAUCGGCCGACGAAUCCCCGGCUAUUAUUAGUAGCAUCGACGACCCUCGCGUUUUAACAAUUCUACGAAGUUUGAAACUGAACUGCCCUUGCAAAUCGUGCAGCGAACACAAUCCAGUUUCCACAAAUCAACAGGAAGAUAACAGCGAUUUAAAGAGUUCGUCCCCAGAAGAAAUCAGAAAAAAGAAAUGGUCAUUAAAAUAUCGAAAAUACAUCGAGACGACUUCAGAUGAUGUGGACAUUUCGUCUGAUUGCAAUAGCGAAUACAGUAAAAAAGAAAAGAGAGGUCAACACAAAGCGAAGUAUAUUUUGACUCAUCGUAUCAAAACAAGCUCGAUAGUACACGCACCACCAAAAAUUACGAAUCGUCGACGAACUAGUUUCUCCUUUUUUAAUACCCUUUUUGACAUUGUUUUCUGGCCUUAUUUAUUUUUGAAAACGAAUCGAUGAGAGCUGACUUUCUUCUUCGUUUUUGGAAAGAUAAUAUUUAAGAAGAAAUGGUAUGAACAAUAGAUCGAUAAUUGAAAAGUUUCAUGAUUUCUUUAAAUAUCUUUGUAGAGAUAUAGAUAUGAAACUUCGAAUUUACCAUUUAUUUUAUGUA